Molecule: messenger RNA, 1219 nt
Organism: Oryctolagus cuniculus (rabbit)
Lineage: Eukaryota; Metazoa; Chordata; Mammalia; Lagomorpha; Leporidae
Gene: DHPS
Product: deoxyhypusine synthase
Biological process (GO): peptidyl-hypusine biosynthetic process
Cellular component (GO): cytoplasm
Molecular function (GO): deoxyhypusine synthase activity
Source: RefSeq, a predicted model, not a curated record
AUGGAGGGCUCCCCGGAGGGGGAAGCGCCCGCCGCGGCGCUGGCCGCUGUGCUGAAGCACAGCUCGGCGCUGCCGCCCGAGAGCGCUCAGGUCCGGGGCUACGACUUCAACCGCGGCGUAGAUUACCGCGCGCUGCUGGAGGCCUUCGGCACCACCGGCUUCCAGGCAACCAACUUCGGGCGCGCGGUGCAGCAAGUCAACGCCAUGAUUGAGAAGAAACUGGAGCCGCUGUCGCAGGAUGAAGAUCAGCACAAGGACCUGACCAAGAGCCGCCGCCCGCUGACCGGCUGCACCAUUUUCCUGGGCUACACGUCCAACCUCAUCAGCUCAGGCAUCCGGGAGACCAUCCGCUACCUCGUGCAGCACAGCAUGGUGGACGUCCUGGUGACCACGGCUGGAGGUGUGGAGGAAGACCUCAUCAAGUGCCUGGCGCCCACGUACCUGGGCGAGUUCAGCCUCAGAGGGAAGGAGCUCCGGGAGAAUGGGAUCAACAGGAUCGGGAACCUGCUGGUGCCCAAUGACAAUUACUGCAAGUUUGAGGACUGGCUGAUGCCCAUCCUGGACCAGAUGGUGCUGGAGCAGAACACAGAGGGUGUGAAGUGGACGCCUUCCAAGAUGAUUGCCCGGCUCGGCAAGGAGAUCAACAGCCCGGAGUCUGUGUAUUACUGGGCACAGAAGAACCACAUCCCCGUGCUGAGCCCGGCGCUGACCGACGGCUCCCUGGGAGACAUGAUCUUCUUCCAUUCCUACAAGAACCCGGGCCUGGUCCUGGACAUCGUGGAGGACUUGCGGCUCAUCAACACGCAGGCCAUUUUCGCCAAGCGCACGGGGAUGAUCAUCUUGGGCGGCGGCAUGGUCAAGCACCACAUCGCCAACGCCAACCUGAUGCGGAACGGGGCCGACUACGCCGUCUACAUCAACACGGCCCAGGAGUUCGACGGCUCCGACUCGGGCGCCCGGCCGGACGAGGCCGUCUCCUGGGGCAAGAUCCGGAUGGAUGCGCAGCCCGUGAAGGUCUACGCCGACGCCUCGCUGGUCUUCCCGCUGCUCGUGGCCGAGACCUUCGCCCAGAAGGCCGGUGCCUUCAUGUCAGAGAAGAGCAAGGACUGACCGCGGCCCGGGAGCUCCCCCUCCUAUUUAUUGGUUCCCAGCGGUGUCCGCGCAAUAAACGCUCGGCAGUCUCCAGCCCGCGGCCGGGGGCUCCGGGUCAGCCCGUGCC